UCACACAGAGAGAGAAAGGAGGACACAUGGACAGCAGCACUGAGAGAUAUUCUUCAGAAGAUCAUUGAGGCUCCACAGAUACAAAUGUGUAAAGGCAGACUGAUUUACACACGUUUACAACGAUCGGUCAGUGUUACUCUGAGUUGCCACGGUGACAGGCGAGCUGGAGGGCAGCAGGUUGUCGGCUGAAGCAGAUAUGUCCCUGUUGGACUGUACCGGAGCCAGAAUCUCUGGCUGUUGGUCCCUGAGGUCUGACCGCAGUGGGAGCGGGGAGGACUCGUUGGACCGGCUCCUGCCCCCCACCGGGGCCCCUCGCAGGAAGAGCACUACCUCACUGAGUAAAACAGAGCCUCCUCUGCUCCGCACAGGCACACGCACCAUCUACACCGCCGGCCGACCGCCCUGGUAUGACGAGCACGGAGCGCAGUCAAAAGAGGCCUUUGUCAUCGGGUUGUGUGGGGGCAGCGCCUCAGGGAAGACCACCGUGGCCAAUAAGAUCAUUGAGGCUCUGGAUGUGCCGUGGGUUGUGCUGUUGUCUAUGGAUUCUUUCUACAAGGUUUUAUCCUCAGAGGAGCAGACUUUGGCAGCGAGCAACGACUACAACUUUGACCAUCCGGGGGCAUUUGACUUUGAGCUGCUGGUCGCCACCCUGCGAAAGCUGAAGCAGGGCAGGAGUGUGAAGAUCCCGGUGUAUGAUUUCACCACACACGGAAGACAGAAAGACUGGAAAACUGUGUACGGAGCCAGUGUAAUCAUAUUCGAAGGAAUUAUGUCUUUUGUGGACAAAGAGCUUCUUCAGCUCCUGGAUAUGAAAAUCUUUGUGGACACAGACUCCGACAUUCGGCUGGUCCGCCGGCUGCGCAGGGACAUCACAGAGCGCGGACGGGACAUUGAAGGCGUCAUCAAGCAAUACAACAAGUUUGUGAAGCCGGCCUUCGAGCAGUACAUUGAGCCAACCAUGAGGCUGGCUGAUAUCGUUGUGCCGAGAGGUGGUGGCAAUAUGGUGGCCAUCGAUCUGAUAGUCCAGCAUGUUCACAGCCAGCUGGAGGAGCGUGAGCUCAGUGUCAGGGCGCUCCUGGCCUCCGCUCAGCAGAAUCAGCCGCUGCCUCAGACGCUCAACGUGUUGGAGAGUACGCCGCAGGUCAAAGGCCUGCACACCAUCAUCAGGAAUAAAGAAACCAGUCGAGAUGAGUUCAUCUUCUACUCAAAGAGAUUAAUGAGGCUUCUCAUAGAAUAUGCUCUAACGUUUCUACCAUCUCAGCCGAGUGUCGUCCAGACUCCACAGGGUUAUGAGUACGAGGGUCGCAGCUACAACGGGAAAGGGAUCACCGGUGUGUCGGUCCUGCGGGCGGGAGAGACCAUGGAGCCCGCCCUGAGGGCCGUGUGCAAGGACGUCCGCAUCGGCAAGAUCCUCAUCCAGACCAACCUUGACUCAGGCGAACCAGAGCUGCAUUACCUGCGUCUGCCCAAAGACAUCAGCGAAGAUCAUGUCAUCCUAAUGGACAGCACUGUCUCCACCGGCGCUGCUGCCAUGAUGGCAGUACGAGUCCUAUUGGAUCACGAGGUUCAGGAGGAAAAGAUUGCGUUGGUGUCGCUGUUGAUGGCAGAGCUCGGGGUGCACUCUGUGGCCUACGCCUUCCCGAAGGUCAAAAUCAUCACCACCGCUGUGGACAAGAGUCUGGACGAUCUGUUACAUGUAAUUCCUGGUAUCGGGGACUUUGGGGACCGGUACUUUGGGACAGACGGGUCCAACAUCUACAACGACGAGGACCGGGCGCAGCCGUCAUACUGACGCACACAUCUGUGAGCCACUGUGAAAGAAAACGCAAACACUACUUGAAAACUCCUGUUAUUGUGCAUCCACCCCUUCAGCAAAAAAUACCUGUAAUAUUCACUUUUUCUGUACGUGAACUUUUGUACUCUUAUACAACAGAUGGGUCUCGGUCAAGUUGUAUGCAGGAGGGACAUUUUGCUCUAUUUACAACUGAGUGUUCAUAAUUUUCAUGCAGAAGGGUCAAACAGUGCCAUUACCUUUGAGGUACAAUAAUGCAAUAACCGUGUUAUUGUAUACUAAAUCAUUUUAUUCAGGAUUGCACCAGCUGUUCGGGAACCCCGUUCUUAGUAACUACUAGAUAUUUUCAAACUAGCAGUGAGGUUACAAAUUGCAACCAACUGAAAAUGCGAAUGCUUACAUCUAGAGCCAGUGUUUGGUAACGAAAAUACAACGAUUCUUAUUUUCAGACCAGAAAAAAAGGUCAGAAAACAUAAUUAUUAAUAUUAUAUUCCAUUUUUGCCAAUAAAUCCCCCUAAAUGCUCACACUGUUCCUUUAAAACUUAACUAGUAAUGUGUAAAUCGGUUGCUAGCAAACACGGAAAACUGUCCUAUCGCAAUCAACUGUGUAAGCAUAAUGUCCCCCAACUGACGUUAUUAGCGGUAUACUGUGUUAUUUUUGUGAAAUGUAAUUUCAAAUCAUCAGUUUUGUAAGUUGGUUCAGUUAGCUAUGCUACAGUUUCACCUGUAGCAGUUGUUUAGUAACUAAUCUCUAUGUGAGAACUAGUUUUUAUGGUGCAGCCCAUUUUAAUUUAAUGAUUCAUAAAUCUUCACUUAGUGAAACACGUUAUAACUUCUUUGCUCUUUUUAAAAAAAAAAAAAAAAAAA
Sebastes umbrosus (honeycomb rockfish) is the source of this 2659-nucleotide messenger RNA. RefSeq names its product uridine-cytidine kinase 1-like 1a (gene uckl1a). Bases 197 to 1792 code for a protein of 531 amino acids. The transcript has 15 exons. The record is from RefSeq and is a predicted model, not a curated record. Gene Ontology annotation, molecular function: ATP binding; kinase activity. Lineage: Eukaryota; Metazoa; Chordata; Actinopteri; Perciformes; Sebastidae. Gene Ontology annotation, cellular component: cytoplasm.